AUCACUACUUUGUUGACGUUGCUCCGGAGUGCGCGUGCGACUGCUGUGGUUGGUUAUUACGCGUAAAUUUCGAUCUUUACUGAGAUAAUGGAGCGCUGGGUCGGCAAGACUGCGGUGGUGACAGGCGCUAGUGCGGGCAUCGGGGCGGCGGUGUGCGUUGCGCUAGCUGACGCCGGGAUGAAGGUCGUCGGCCUCGCGAGGAGAGCGCCGUUAGUUGAGAAACUGCAGUCGCGCGUAACAGGCAAGGGGAGUAUAGUGGGCAGACAGUGCGACGUGUCGCAGACAGGCGAGGUCGCGGCAGUGUUCCAGUGGGUGGACGACACGCUCGGCGGGGUGGAUGUCCUCGUCAAUAAUGCUGGCGUCUUGUUUCAUGGGGGUAUGACUGACGUAAGUCCGAAGCCAACGCCAGAAGAGAAUCUGUUGAAAUGCAUUGACGUGAACGUGAAAGGUGUGGUGUUGUGCACACGCCGCGCUAUCGCCUCCAUGCGUCGGCGCGGCGUCGCCGGACACAUUGUCAAUAUUAACAGUAUUGCGGGCCACUACAUUCCCUUCGACUCGAUGUUCAACGUGUACCCGGCGAGUAAGCACGCCGUCACCGGCAUCACCGCGUCUCUUGAGAACGAGCUCUGCGACUUCGGCAGCAAGAUCAAAACAACGAGUAUAUCCCCCGGGCUGGUGGCCACGGACAUGGUGACUGCCGAGUUGGACGGCGCCCCGCUGACGGCGCCGGCGCUGCGGCCCGAGGACGUGGCCGAGGCCGUGCGCUAUGUUGUAUCCACCCCGCCCGCCGUCAACAUUAACGAGUUAACCAUUACGCCUGUCGGUGGAAAACGGCUUUGAGACCUCGGAAUGGAGAAACAAAUCUU
Molecule: messenger RNA, 866 nt
Organism: Cydia amplana
Lineage: Eukaryota; Metazoa; Arthropoda; Insecta; Lepidoptera; Tortricidae
Product: farnesol dehydrogenase-like
Exons: 7
Coding region: 88-840 (250 amino acids)
Source: RefSeq, a predicted model, not a curated record